AUGGCUACGCCUCGGGAUAUUACCAUUGAUAACCUCAAUGGCAACUGGACUCUGAACAAGGCGCUGUCUAGUGAGGUAGACCCAAUCCUCAAACUGCAAGAAAUAAACUGGCUUUUUCGCAAGGCAAUUGCCGUCACAGACAUUUGUCUCAGAAUUUGCACAUCUCACACUUUGAAUUCACAAACGGGGGAAGAUGUCGUUAAAAUCGACUUCCUGCAAACCCCAUCCGUCGGGAGACUUGCUUCGACUACAGAGACGCGCACGCUAAACUGGAAGGCCCAGCAACAUUUCGAUUACUUCUUCGGAGAGGCGGAGUGCAGGAGCUCUUUCGUCCGAGCUUCCUCCGGCUCUAAGAAUGAUGGCCGUUUGAGACCUGACUUUGAGUUACAAGUUGGGCCACUAAACAUGGAUAUCAAACGGUUCUUGAGAGGAGAAAUAUCUCCAUAUGCUGAUAAGACAAAUUCUAUCUCUGAAGGAUUUCUUGUAGAGGAGCCAGGGGAUGGCCAAGGUCGAGGAUUGUGGGUGCACACGCAUGAGAGAAGUGUGAGGUCGGAUUGGGAAGUAGAACAGAUCUGGGGCUUUGAAAUGAUCGACGAGAAGCGGUACUUCACGCGCAGACUGGUCGUCACUGGCUCUAAAGGCCGACAUAUCUGCGGCCGAUUGGUGUACGAUUUCAAGGGGUAUCAUACCUGA
This is a messenger RNA of Penicillium bovifimosum, 693 nucleotides long. RefSeq lists its product as uncharacterized. Lineage: Eukaryota; Fungi; Ascomycota; Eurotiomycetes; Eurotiales; Aspergillaceae. The coding region runs from base 1 to 693 and encodes 230 amino acids. The record is from RefSeq and is a predicted model, not a curated record. The transcript is spliced from 4 exons.